AUGCUAGCCACUCUCACUAGCCGUAAGCCUCUGAAAAUCACCAAGGUCCUGCCCGUCUCCGAUACUAUACCUUGGGGCUCUCCAUAUGUCCCAGGUAGCACAGCACCGGCAGCAUUAAGCCUUUCAUAUGGCAACUUCACUUUAGCUGGUAAAGUGAGCGGCUAUGCUGAUGUGACCUUCACUGCCAACAGCCUUGGGACUGCACUGGAGACAGUCGCCGUCACGUACCACAACUACUCUGACAAUGGCGAAAACUUUAUUGCAGGCAGCGAGAGAGUGACUGCUUUGUACCCCAACGCUACGCUUACUCAUGUAGACUGGAUCUCCAACCUAUCAGAUGUUGCUGGGAUUAGCAAGAGUACGAAAGUCACUAGCCCCGGUGGGUUCCAUUUCGAAAUUGACAUUGAGCAAAACAAGUUUUAUGCAAAUGGUACCUUAACAACUACUGUUGAUGGCGUGAUUUAUCGACAGCCUUGUAAUGGGUGUUGA
Molecule: messenger RNA, 489 nt
Organism: Penicillium verhagenii
Lineage: Eukaryota; Fungi; Ascomycota; Eurotiomycetes; Eurotiales; Aspergillaceae
Exons: 1
Coding region: 1-489 (162 amino acids)
Source: RefSeq, a predicted model, not a curated record